AUGAAUAACAACAACACCAAAAACAAAAGGUUCGCUCGGAAACCGAGACGAACGAGUGCUGCUGCGACUGCGACUGCUGCGCCUGUUUCCUCUGAAGGUGGUGUCGUUCUCGAAGAAGAGAAGGAGGAGAAGAAUGAUGUUGACGACGAUGAUGAAAUCAUCAUCAUCGAAGAAUCUUUAAAGAAUAAUAAUAAGAAGAAGCAUUCAAAGACACCGUCAAAAACGACAACGACAACAUCAACGAAAAGGAAGAAGAACGAUACUACCGAUAAUAAGAAAAGCAGUGAUAAAAAUGAUCCGUAUUCGUUCGAAAACGCGAAAGAGUUGUUCGGAAAAGUGGACGAGGAAAUUUUGGUCGAGGAUGAUGAUGAUGAAGAAGAAGAAGACGUGGAUGCGCAAGCGGAGAAGUAUUUCGUGGCGAAUAGAGUCGCGCUGUUCGGGAAAGCGCUGAUGAUACAAAAGAGUAACAUUAAUAAGAAGAGUAAAGAAGAAGAAGUAAAAGAAGUAAAAGAAGUAAAAGAAGAAGAAGACUCCAUAAAAGAACCGACGACGAAACUCGUCAACAACAAAAACCGCCGAGUAUCGUUCGCGAUGGACCAAGAAGAAGUUAAAGAAGAAGAAGUUAAAGAAGAAGAAGUAAAAGAAGUAAAUAAAGAAGAAGAUAAAAAUGAAGUCUUAUUCGACGAUGCGUUAGCGACGGAGAUUAAACUCACUCCAGAGAAACCGAUUCAAUUCAAGAGGCAGAAAACGCCCUCGCCGGUGAAGCAAAUUAUUAUUACCAAAGCGGUGCAAUCGAGCGACCCACAAACGCAUUUGCAGGUGUUGGAAAAGUACGGCGGCGGUAACGGAAUCAACAACAUAAUAAAAAACAACUUUCAAGAGGAAGAGCACAGAACGUUAGCGUCGACGUUAUGGCUUUUGAAAAAUAUCGCCUCAAACACGCAAUACAGACGAAGGCUUUCGCGAGAACGACCGCACUUUGCGACGUCCAUGUUUACGGCGGCUUUGAAAAUAGCCGGAAAAUCCGCCACGGACGCCAAGUUACGAUUAGCCGCCAUCGCUUUGGCGUAUCUCUUUUCUUUGGAAAUCAAAACGUUUUCGAGAGUGUUGGACUCGAUGGAUAUCGCGUUGGGCGUCGCCGCGUGCGUAGACGAGGCAAACUUUUUUACAGAAGAAGAAGAAGAAAAGAAAGAAGAAAUAAUGGUAGUAAUAGAAGACGACACCAACGAUAUCGAUGGUGAUGUCGAGAAAGCAGUGGAAACGUCGUUGAGCGCUUUAAAAUUUCUCCCAAGCGAAAAGAGCGCGUGCACAAAAAACAUAGCUUUAUUAUUAGCGUUCAGGGCGUUGCAAUGGGGAAGCGAAGAGGAAGAAGAAAAAGAACGAAGAGAAGGUGGUAAACAACCACCAACGACCACCACCAACAACGACACGACAUCUCGCGCGUUACGGACGCGCCUUUCUAGAUCCGGGUUCAUAACUUCUGUCGCGAAACUCGCCAACGAAAGUUGCAAAGACUUGGUUCAAAGCUUGCAUUCGAGCAAAAUAAAGAGUAAAAAAGGUGAAGAUAAAGAAGAAGGAGAAGAGAUGAAAGUAAAGGCGAGAAAAGCGUGCGCGAGAUUGUUUCGAUGCGCUCGAGUCAUCGAGGCGGCGACGUAUACGAGCCCAGAGACGGUGACGACGCUAGCGUCUUCAAAUUUACCGGUUUGGGAAUCUUUCUCUUCUUCUUCUUCUUUCAUCAGCGAUGAAGAUAAAAGUAAAGAUGUUGAAGACGACGCGUUCGGAGAGCCUUCUCCAACGAUCAACAACGCCUCCUCGUCCACUUCUUCUUUUUCUGUGCUGAAACUCGCUGAUGUUUCUUUGCUCGCGAUAGAAGAAGAAGAAGAAGAAGAAGAGGUUGAUGUUGACGAUGGUAGAAAAAUGGUCACCGCUACUGCGACGAAUCCAACAACAACAACAGCAGCAAUUUCGACGCCGCCGAGACCUAUCCCAGGAAGUAACAGAUUCGAAGAUAACGACGACGACAACAACACGAACAACAAUAGUUUCCUUCAGAUUGGUUCUCCGGCGACGGUUGGCGCGUCGCCGGUUUUCGGUCAAAUGGCGAAAUCUCCCGGAGCAGCCUUGGAUUCUUGGCUCGCAAAGUCUCCCAAAGACGGAGACGUGGACAUGUCUCCGAAACCAAGAGGAAGAGGAGGAGGAGAAAAAGGUAUAAAAAACAACCACAACGAUAACAACAUCAACAACAACAGCAAAAAGAACAACUGGUCUUUAGCGAGGUGUUUGAUCGAAACGCUCCCCGCGCUGACGCUUUUAACCAGUCGAUCGAUGCGUCCACGAGCAAAGGCUUUACACGGCAUUCAAACCUCCGAGUAUUUAAACCCAAAUAUCGACGCGCGACUAUCCUUGGCUACGUUAAAAGCGUGCGUGUUCGCACUGACAAACUCGACGAACGAAAACACGGUCGGAGCAAAAGCGGCGGCUUCGCGAGACGGAUUACACGGCAUCAUCGCCGCAGUCGCGUACUUUUCAGCCAUGCGCGGGUGCGCUUUAUACGGUGAAUUUGCCGGAUUCGUUCCUAAAAAGGACAACAUGGAAGGUACCGUUCCAGACGCGUAUAAAGAAGCCGCGACAGAGUUGCUUCACGCGUGCAUGUGUUUGUUGGUGAACAUCACGGAGGCGAACCCUCGAGUGAAGCAAGAACUGUUACAACUCCAACUCGAUUGCUCGCCGUUCGGUACCGGAAAAGCCGAAGACUUUAAGAAGAAGAAGAAGAAGAAGAAGACGAGUAACAACGGAAAGAAGGUUUUGGACGACGACGACGAGAAAUCGGCAUCGCCGCUCGUCCCGUUUCCAACUGUCCUCGCGCGCAUUUUCACGCACGCCGGCGGCGCCAAGAUGCACCGGGUAGAAGACGACGACGACGAGGAUGAUGGAGAUGAUGAUGAUCAAAACCAAGACGACGACGGCGACGACGAAGACGACGAAGUCACCGUGGAAAUGCUCGACGACGACGACGACGCCACCGCGAACGCCGCCGUCGACCCGUCCUACGGCGAAGACCUCAUCACUCAAGCGUACUCCUCGCUCCUCCUCGCCUUCCUGGUCGAAAACGACCGAGAGGCGUUGCGUCGAACCGCCGACCAAGCCUUACCAAAAGGAGGAGGGAAAAGAAAGAGAAACGGAAACACUCGCGUCGGCGGCGCAAACGGCGAAAGCGUUGGUGGUACAAAAAACGGCGUCCAAGCGAUGGUGGAUACGUUGGAAAGGUUCCACGCUUUUCACGAUACGCUGGACGCCAUGUCCGCGAGCAGUUCCGAGAGCUUAAAACGCGUCGUCGAGUGGUUAAAGUCCACCCUCGUUUGA
Molecule: messenger RNA, 3363 nt
Organism: Bathycoccus prasinos
Lineage: Eukaryota; Viridiplantae; Chlorophyta; Mamiellophyceae; Mamiellales; Bathycoccaceae
Exons: 1
Coding region: 1-3363 (1120 amino acids)
Source: RefSeq, a predicted model, not a curated record